UUUUCCAUUUUAAUCUUUUCUCCCUCCCAAAUUGUUUUCCUUUGUCCUCCUAGAAAAUCUCACCUUUUUAUCUUGUUCGGGCAAAUUAAAAGCCCUGCUUUCCCAUCUGCUUUCACCCGUUUAACAAAUACAAUAAUAUACAAAAGCUGGUUUCCACUGUUGCCCAACAAGCUCAAACUGCUGAAACCAGUACAAGGAGAGCCGCUGAAAACACUGAAUUAGUACUUCUUUUUGUGAAUCUUUUUCUCAGUCUCACUUCUAUUUCAUGGUUUCACCGUUACAUGCAACAAAACAACCCCAUUUCUGAUCUUUCUUCCUCUCAGAAACUCGGGGUUUCUUUUUCUUAGUUUAGUGAGCCAGCCAUGAGGGAAUCUCAUCUUUUCAUCACUUUAACUCUUUUAAUUGCUUUCACUCUUCAAUUUCAAGCCCAUGCUGCUCCUGCUGGGCCUUUGAUAAAGCACCUGUCUUCUCUUCUAAAAUGGACAACCAGGUCAUCCUCCUCCAAAGAACCUCAAUCUGAUGGGAAUGUUCUUCAAUUUGAAAAUGGCUACUUAGUUGAGACUGUGGUUGAAGGGAGUGAGAUUGGAGUAGUUCCUUACAAGAUCCGGGUCUCUGAGGACGGUGAGCUGUUUGCUGUUGAUGAAGUCAAUAGCAACAUUGUAAAAAUCACUCCACCAUUGUCCCAGUAUAGCCGGGGAAGAUUGGUUGCCGGGUCCUUUCAGGGCUACACUGGACAUGUGGAUGGAAAGCCAAAUGAAGCUCGUUUCAAUCAUCCCAAAGGUGUAGCCAUGGAUGAUAAAGGGAACCUGUAUGUUGCUGAUACUUUGAAUCUUGCAAUCAGAAAGAUAGGAGAUGCAGGUGUGACAACCAUUGCUGGUGGGAAGUCAAAUGUUGCAGGGUUCAGAGAUGGACCCAGUGAGGAUGCAAAGUUCUCAAAUGAUUUCGAUGUGGUAUAUGUUCGACCCACCUGUUCCUUAUUAGUUGUUGACAGAGGAAAUGCUGCUCUUCGACAAAUCUCACUUAACCAAGAUGAUUGUGAAUAUCAGGCUGAUUCCAUUUAUCCCACAGCAGAUAUACUGAUGGUUAUAGGUGCUGUUUUGGUUGGAUAUGCUGCCUGCAUGCUUCAGCAGGGACUUGGUCCUUCUUUCUUCUCAAGAACGCAACAACCUUUGGACAGCGAAUUCAAAGAACAGCCAAAUAUGGAGAAAUCCACUCUUAUAGCAGAUAACAUGAAAGAGGAACCAGGAUGGCCAUCUUUCGGACAAUUAAUUGUUGAUCUUUCCAAGCUUUUAUUUGAGGCAAUUGGUAGCAUAUUCCUUUACUUUAUCCCCUCCCGAAUGAGACCUGGUGGUGUCGGCUCCAAGGGUCUGACUCCAUUGAAGGAUAAUCUCAAAAUGCUUGAAGACGAUGUUGAGCCCCCAUUAAUGCAAAGGCAGAAGUCAGCUGCUCUGGUAUCUGAAGCCCAUCACAUCCAUACUCCCACUACAACGGAUAAAUAUUCAGAAGUGAAACCCCCAAAGAUCAAAUCAUCCAGUUUUAAGGAACCUUCUCUAUUCACCAAGCACAGGUCCUCCUCAAAGCGACAUGAAUUUUCAAACUUCUAUGGGUCAGGUGAACCUCCGUAUGUCAAAUCUAAGAGCCAGAAAGAAAGAACAAAACAUCGUCAACGCGAUAGAAGUGGAGAGUUUGUUUAUGGAGCAAGUGGCAUGGAUCCAAAACCAGCUGAGGUCAAGCCACUGGAUUAUGACAACCUGAAGUUCGACCAUUACAAUAUGAGGAGCAAGUAUGCGGAUGAAACCUACCGAUUCUAAAUAUAAACAUAAAACUUAAGUGAUUGCUCUCACCUGCAGGUAAUUUCAACUUUUUUUCACUUUUCGUUGUAUCCUUUUCUUUGCUUGGUGCCAUGAAACUUGAACUCCAUAUUCAAACCAAAACUGUAACCCAAGAGCUUAGCUCAAAAAAAAAAAAAAAGUUUCUAGGUCUGAGUUCUGCAACCCAUGAAGUACUGCAAAGGGUCUCUAAAAGAAACUGAUAAUAUCUUAGAAGCAUGGUUGUUGAAAACUGAGUUUUGCGGAGUUAAGUAUGUUUUGCAGAA
This is a messenger RNA of Mangifera indica (mango), 2095 nucleotides long. RefSeq lists its product as uncharacterized. The transcript is spliced from 7 exons. Gene Ontology annotation, molecular function: protein binding. The coding region runs from base 363 to 1811 and encodes 482 amino acids. The record is from RefSeq and is a predicted model, not a curated record. Lineage: Eukaryota; Viridiplantae; Streptophyta; Magnoliopsida; Sapindales; Anacardiaceae.